AUGUGGUCGUCUGCUCUUCUCCUUCUCGUCGAAAUCGGGCUUGUCGCCUGGCCGCUGGCCAACUUAUUGCCAGCUUCUCGGUUUUGGCCACAGUUGGUGACCGCUUGGGCUGUUUUGGGAACGUUGUGGCGGGGCGAGACGCCGACCGUCGACCGCGUGAUCCGUGUGCGCAGCCGAACGCAGGCGCAGCGCGUUCCCAGCUCUCCGCCGCUGUGCCAUCGCCCUGUUUGCCACACGAUCAGCUCGAAGAACGUCCAAGAACCGUCGGUGACGUCGGUGGCCGAAGAGAAAACGCUGACGACGCACUCGCUGGUGUCGACCCCGUGCGUGCAGGGACCGGAAGACGACGGACUGCUCGAGUCCUAC
This is a messenger RNA of Mesorhabditis spiculigera, 366 nucleotides long. The record is from the annotation of a GenBank genome assembly. NCBI's taxonomy places the organism in Eukaryota, Metazoa, Nematoda, Chromadorea, Rhabditida, Rhabditidae.